GGAGGAAGGAAGGGGUCCAUUCAGAGCUCCGAGGGGAGGUAAUUCGCCGGGAACAAGGGGCCGGCUUUGCAAAGUAUAAAUAGUGCCACUUCAAUCGCGGCGUCGCUAUCAGACCCCGGGAGCCCUGCACGUCGGGCGGCACGGCACGGCCCGGCCCGGCUCGGCACGGCCCGGGGCGCCGCCGCCACCUCCCCGCCCCGUGGAUGCCCGCCCGGGGAGCCGGGGCAGCGCGCCCCUGAGCCAUGGAGGAGCUGACGGCGUUUGUCUCCAAGUCGUUUGAUCCCAAAGCCAAGGAGAAGAAGGAGCUCAUCACCUACCGCGAGGUGCUGGAGAGCGGGCCCCUGCGCGGCGGCGGCGGCCCGCGGGAGCCCGGCGGGGCGGCGGCGGAGCCGGGCCGGGAGGACACGGGCAGCCCCGCGGCGCGGCCGGCCGGGCGCUCCCCGCAGCGGGAGCCCGACGCCGCCGCCGAGAGAGCGGCCGAGGCGGCCACCCCCAAGCUCAGCGACGUGUCCCCAGAGCUGAAGGAGCGCAAGGAGGAUGCGAAAGCGAUGGAAGACGAAGGGCAGACGAAAAUCAAGCAGAGGAGGAGCCGGACGAAUUUCACCCUGGAGCAGCUGAACGAGCUGGAAAGGCUUUUCGACGAGACCCACUACCCGGACGCGUUCAUGCGGGAGGAGCUGAGCCAGCGGCUGGGGCUCUCCGAGGCCAGGGUGCAGGUGUGGUUCCAGAACCGCCGAGCCAAGUGCCGAAAGCAGGAGAACCAACUGCACAAAGGGGUGCUGAUCGGCGCCGCCACCCAGUUCGAGGCCUGCCGGGUGGCUCCCUACGUGAACGUGGGCGCGCUGAGGAUGCCCUUCCAGCAGGUGCAGGCGCAGCUGCAGCUGGACAGCGCCGUGGCCCACGCGCACCAUCACCUGCACCCGCACCUGGCCCACGCCCCCUACAUGAUGUUCCCCGCGCCCCCCUUCGGGCUCCCGCUGGCCACCCUGGCCGAGUCCGCCUCCGCCGCCUCCGUGGUGGCCGCCGCCGCCGCCGCCAAGACCACCAGCAAGAAUUCCAGCAUCGCCGACCUCCGCCUGAAGGCCAAGAAACACGCCGCCGCCCUGGGGCUGUGACCGCGCUUCUUCUUUUUUUUUUUCUUUUUUUUUUUCUUUUUUUUUUUUUGGCAAGGAAAAAAAAAAGAAAAAAGGAAGAAAAAAAAAAAAAGGGGAAAAAGAGUUAAAAAGGAAAAAAAAAAAAGAAAGAAACGAGGGAGAGGAGAAACGGACGGGAGAUAUAUACUUAUUUAAGGAAUUAGAGGACGCGCAGCUGGGAAGUUCACAGGUUUUGAAACUGACCUUUUUCUGCGAAGUUCACUUUAAUACAAGAAAUUUGAUAAGAGAGGCGGGCCUCCUUUCACGUUGCAUCAGAUACUUGAGUUUAACAACCACGUCUGGAAUAGCGACAAAAAAGAAAAAAAAAGAAAAAAAAAAAAAAGAAGAGAGAAAGACGACGACGAACGGGAAAAAAAAUAAAAAAGACAAAAAAAAAAAAAAAAAAAAGGCAGUGAUUUCUCUGCGAAUUUCUAAUGGGAAACUGUCCGGGAUACUUCCUCCAGCAGCAUUCCGGGUUGCAUGUAUUUGUAUUUCAUUGAUGGAGUCCUUUGAUUCACUUGCACUUCACCCUCAUCUUUAGUAGCAAAAAAAACAAGACAACCACAAAACCAAACAAACAAAAGUGGCUGGGUUCUUUCUCCUUUAAUCUUGGAGGGAAGCAGGCAGAGAGAGGGAGAUCAAGCGCUACCUUUUCCACUCUUAAAUCUUUGUUGGUCGUUUGCUGUCCCACCUCUGAAAUAAAAAGGAGCGGAAAGCGCCUGGAGAGCGGAGUUUGCUUCCCUUUGCCGGGUCUCUCCUGUCCUGAGGGCAAAAGUAAAUGAAAAAAUAAGAAAGAAGGGAAAAAAAAAGAGAGAGUAUUUAAUUCCCAACCACCACUUGACACCACGGCAAAUUCCGAUAAGAGGUACUGGGUACAUGUAAAAUAUGUUGAUACACACGAACAAAGUUUAUUUUGGCUAUAACUUGUGAAUUGAUAGUUGACUGUCAAACAUUUACAUUUUAUCUCAUAAAGGUGUAUCUAUUCACGUAAUCUUGUGAUUUUUUUGGUUAUGAUUAUUAUUAUUUGAGAGACGUAUAGCUAUUUAACCUGGGGUACCCUGCAGUCAGUGAUUGUUAUCCCAGAUUUUGUCAUCAGACCCUCAUGCUUAUUGCCAAGACAGGGGGAAAGCUCUUCUACGCGAACUUUGGUAUGGACGGGCUUUGUAUCUAUUUGUUCUCCAUGAAAACAAAAUUAUUUAUAUUGACCAUAUUUUUUCUAGUGUAUUUUAAGUUAUUUAAAAAAGAAAAAAAAAAAAAAAGAAAGCAAGAUGCUGUUAUCUCAUUGCAUUUGUUGUCAGUACAAUAUAUUUUGUUUCACUCAGGUUUGCUUCACCUUUUUUAAUCCAUUUUCGACGUCACGAAUUUCAAUAAGUGCCAAGUAAUGAAUUUAAGACACUUUGCGACCUAUUGACUGAAGGGGGGACGGUUCGGGGGACGGUUCCAGCUCCCUGCCGGGACUGUCGGUGUCCAGCCAUCGGUGAUGUUCUUUCUUUUCCGUGUUCACACCUUCUGUAGCGCUCGCACGUUUCUUUCUGCUCCGUAGAUACCGCGACACGCCGAUAGCGCUCAGCACGACGAGGAAGCGCCGCUCGCCUCCGCGCAGCUUGUUUAGAGUUUCUUUUUUCCCCCACUUUCUCUGAGUUUUUCCCGAGUUUCGGCUGCACAAACCGGGACGCGGCGUUCGCGUUGGCUUUUCUGUGGCAGCCAAGCCGGCCGGCGGAAGCUCUAUAGCAAUUGUGUCUUUACGAGUUCUGUCAGGUUCCCUCAGGUAAUAAAAGCGAGGAAAGCGGAA
Corvus hawaiiensis (hawaiian crow) is the source of this 2925-nucleotide messenger RNA. RefSeq names its product short stature homeobox 2 (gene SHOX2). The record is from RefSeq and is a predicted model, not a curated record. Gene Ontology annotation, cellular component: nucleus. The transcript is spliced from 5 exons. The coding region runs from base 243 to 1115 and encodes 290 amino acids. Gene Ontology annotation, molecular function: sequence-specific double-stranded DNA binding; DNA-binding transcription factor activity, RNA polymerase II-specific. Gene Ontology annotation, biological process: regulation of transcription by RNA polymerase II. Lineage: Eukaryota; Metazoa; Chordata; Aves; Passeriformes; Corvidae.